AUGCCGCCUAGUGCCAGUCUCAUAACAAAGCUCAAGGUUCAGCUCAAGCUGACCAUUGCGCGCCUACGCAUGGUGCAGCAACGAGACGAGCAGCUCGGAAAGACCGCGCGGAGAGCCAUGGCCCAACUCCUUGAGGCUGGCAAGGAGGACUCAGCCCGCAUCCGGGUUGAGAAUAUCAUCCGAUCCGACAUCACUUCCGAGCUUCACGAAAUCCUCGAACUCUAUUGCGAACUCCUGCUUGCGCGAUCCGGACUGCUAGAGGCACAUACCGUUGACCCCGGACUGGAGGAGGCGAUUCAGAGUUUAAUUUACGCUGCGCCCAAGACGGAAAUUAAAGAGCUCGGAACUGUGAGGACACUUUUGGCGGAGAAGUACGGGAAAGAGUAUGUUCUUGCGGCAACGGAGAACGCGGAUAAAAAGGUCAAUGAGAAAGUUGUCAAGAAGCUCAGCGUCACGCCCCCCAGAGAAGAGCUCGUCGUUGGUUAUCUGGAGGAAAUCGCCAGGGCUUAUGGCGUCGACUGGCCCAAGCGAGAGGUUGUGUCGCCACCCCCGGAGUUACUCGACGACGAUGAGGACGAACCAUCUGGUGGACAGAAGCAAAGGGCUAUACCCCUCACCGCAGACUCCAAAGAUUCAGUCUUGAACACGCCCGUCAAGAAAUUAGCCGCUAGAGGUCCCACGAGUCCAUUAACGGUGACACCACCAAGGAUGACGACUGACAACAUACAUCCCAAGGUGACGCUGGGAUCUGUCGAGUUGAAACCGAGCAAGAAGAUGGAGGCGGCAUCGCGAAAGAGUGAGCCCGAUGGGUCAAUUCCUGACCUUGGGGACCUGGAGAGAAGGUUUGCGGCUUUGAAGAAGAGGUGA
Molecule: messenger RNA, 867 nt
Organism: Fusarium venenatum
Lineage: Eukaryota; Fungi; Ascomycota; Sordariomycetes; Hypocreales; Nectriaceae
Product: regulator of Vps4 activity in the MVB pathway-domain-containing protein
Biological process (GO): protein transport
Source: RefSeq, a predicted model, not a curated record